AUGGCAGACAGGCAGAGUGUGACACACCAGGAAAAAGGCAGCAGGUUAGGAGAGGGUGAAUAUGGGAACAAGCGAGAUGGCAACCAAGAUAGAAUUAUUGACACACCAUCUGUGAAGGACAAAGAGCAGGAGGAUUCAGCAGCAGUCAGAGGACAGACACCUCCUGACUUCAGCAGUAUCUACAGCAAAGACCUGCUCCCAGCUUCACGUGGCGAGGAGAUGACCAGAAGGUUUCUGCAAGAGCUGGUCAACAUCUUGUUGAGUUACAUCAGCAAGUCAAAUCAGAGGAGCUCUAAGGUCCUGGACUUCCACCAUCCUCACCAGCUGAAGGAGGGACUUGAGGGCUUCAGUCUGGAUCUGCCGGAACAACCAGAGACUCUGGAGCAGAUAUUAGUGGACUGUAGAGACACACUCAAGUAUGGUGUCAGUACAGGCCAUCCCCGUUUCUUCAACCAGCUGUCUUCAGGUCUGGAUGUGAUUGGCAUUGCUGGCGAGUGGUUGACCUCUACAGCCAACACUAACAUGUUUACAUAUGAAGUGUCUCCUGUUUUCAUCCUCAUGGAGAACGUUCUGCUGAGGAAGAUGCAAAGCAUUGUGGGAUGGUCUGACGAUGAGGGAGACGGGAUCUUCUGUCCAGGAGGCACAAUAUCCAACCUGUACAGCAUCCUGGUGGCCAGAUAUCACUUCUACCCAGAGGUGAAGACCAGAGGGAUGAAAGCCCUGCCUCAGCUGGUCCUCUUUACUUCAGAACAUAGUCACUAUUCAGUAAAGAAAUCUGCAGCUGUGCUGGGGAUGGGCAGUGAGAAUGUGGUCAUGGUGAAAUGUGAUGAAAGAGGGAAAAUGAUUCCUGCUGAACUCGAAUCUUCCAUUGUUACAAUUGAAGAAAAGGGUUUGGUUCCCUUCUAUGUGAAUGCCACAGCAGGCACCACAGUGUAUGGAGCCUUCGAUCCUUUCAGUGCCAUCGCAGACAUCUGCCAUAGACACAGACUUUGGAUGCAUGUUGAUGCAGCGUGGGGUGGAGGCCUGCUGAUGUCAGACAGACACAGGAUGAAACUACAGGGCAUUGAAGGAGCCUGCUCGGUAACAUGGAAUCCUCACAAGAUGAUGGGCGUCCCUCUGCAGUGCUCUGUCAUACUGAUCAAGAAGAGAGGUCUCCUACAGGAGUGUAAUGAGUUGGGGGCUGAGUACCUUUUCCAGACAGACAAAACCUACGAUGUGAGCUAUGAUACUGGGGAUAAGAGCAUCCAGUGUGGCCGACAUGUUGAUGCCUUUAAACUUUGGCUCAUGUGGAAGGCAAAGGGCUCAGAGGGCUUUGGAAAUCAGGUCAACAAAUGCUUAGAGAAUGCUGAGUAUCUGUAUGAUCAACUGCAGAGGAGGAAAGACUUCGAACUGGUGUUCAAAAACAAACCAGAGCACAGCAACGUAUGUUUCUGGUACAUCCCUCCCAGUCUGAGAGGCCUUCCACCUGGACCUGACAGAGACACCAGACUCCAUCAGGUGGCUCCUCGGAUCAAAGGCAGGAUGAUGGAGAAGGGCUCUGUACUGAUUGGCUAUCAGCCUUUGGGAGACAAAGUGAAUUUCUUCAGGUGUGUGUUCUCCAAUCCUGCCACAGAGCAAGAGGACGUCGACUUUCUGCUGGACGAGAUUGCCCGGCUAGGCCAUGACCUAUGACCUCUGAUAGUGUGUGGUCUCGUCUCAUCCUAGUUCAUGUCAUUUCGAAGGAAAGGAGUGCAUCUGCCUAUGAGACUGUUUUUGUACUGUGUCAUCUAGCAUUAGUGCACAGGUUUUGUACAAUUACCUCCAGCUAUACUCUACAGCCAAGGGAAUCACAGUGGGGUGUAAAGUUAGACGGAGUGAUUUUUUUUAAUAUCUAAGCAAGUAGUUUUAUAACUACAUUAAAAUAGGCAGAAUACAUCAGUUAAGAGAAUGAACUUUGAUUAACCCCCCCUAAUCAGGGCUAAUCAAGAGAAGUGACAGCUGACGCUGAAGCAUCAAUGUGGUUUGUAACAUUCAUGUCUGUCCGCAGGAAAGGGAAAUCAAGGUACCAAGAAAGAUAAGAAAUAAAGCAAAGUGAAGGAAAACAGCAGCUAAAUAAUUUCCUCAAAAGAAAGGUGAGCACAAUCCCAACUAUUACAGUUACAGAAUGGUUUAAGCUAAUAUCAGCAGUUUAGAUUAAAGGCAGUCAGUGAAGAAUUGAGCUUGUCAUUGAGCAGUGUCAUAAAUUAAACUUUUAAUUAUUUUGCUUUUAGGCCUACAUGCCUUUGGAUUACUUACACUGGGGGCUUGGGCACAAAGUUAGAUUAAACGUAGGCUACAGAAAUAUGACUCCAGUGACAAGUGAAGUCUUUUUCAGUUGUCUUUUAUUAUGCAGAAUAGUAAGCA
Molecule: messenger RNA, 2382 nt
Organism: Micropterus dolomieu (smallmouth bass)
Lineage: Eukaryota; Metazoa; Chordata; Actinopteri; Centrarchiformes; Centrarchidae
Gene: gad3
Product: glutamate decarboxylase 3
Exons: 16
Coding region: 1-1671 (556 amino acids)
Biological process (GO): carboxylic acid metabolic process
Cellular component (GO): cytoplasm
Molecular function (GO): pyridoxal phosphate binding; carboxy-lyase activity
Source: RefSeq, a predicted model, not a curated record